CAGAAAUAUGAUGGAUCCAUAUGCUGAUAAUAACCAUUCAAUGCAAAUAUCAAAAGAUACAACAACUUCUCCAGCUUUAGGGAGAUGGGCACUACCUGGAGUUGUAAGAGAAUUGUCUAACAUACAUAAAGGACAGACUUUGAAAUUAAGAAACCAGAAGCAGACAUCGGAGAACUUGAAGGUCCAGUUGGAUCAAGCCAAAGAGAACUAUGAUGCCAACCUUAGAGUUUUGUCAGAAUUGACUCAACAACUCAAUCAGUGUGAAACCCAAAAGAAGUUACAAGAAUGCACCAAACUGGAGAAAGGCAAGUCAUGA
Octopus bimaculoides (California two-spot octopus) is the source of this 316-nucleotide messenger RNA. RefSeq lists its product as uncharacterized. NCBI's taxonomy places the organism in Eukaryota, Metazoa, Mollusca, Cephalopoda, Octopoda, Octopodidae. The record is from RefSeq and is a predicted model, not a curated record.